Molecule: messenger RNA, 3258 nt
Organism: Diaporthe amygdali
Lineage: Eukaryota; Fungi; Ascomycota; Sordariomycetes; Diaporthales; Diaporthaceae
Exons: 5
Coding region: 1-3258 (1085 amino acids)
Molecular function (GO): oxidoreductase activity
Source: RefSeq, a predicted model, not a curated record
AUGGACAACCUCAAGACUACGAUCAGUGACUUUUCACAAUGGCUCGACGUCCGAAGCCUGGUGGCGAUGGCUCUCCUUAGCUACCUCAUUCUCGUCCGGAACCUCCGGUACAGGCGAAUGAAGAGCAUCGAAGCACCGUUCACCGUCGACAACCGCGCCUUGUCAAGCAUGACCGUUGAGGAAGCCACCAAAAUUAUCAACAAUCUCCAACGUCUUGAGUUUCCCAGCGCAUUCGCCAAGGCACGGAGAAUGGCUCUUCUCAAGGCCGGCGGAAUUCCAACAAUGUCCAAGCUAUUCGCUGUGACGGGCCAAAAUACCAGAAAAAAUGCCGGCAAACGCGCCGUUGACACCGAGAUCCUGCUCCGUGAAAUGCAGACAAAUCCACGCUGCUCAGAGCGAUACUCCCUCGCCGUCGCACGUGUCAAUUACCUUCAUUCACGGUACCGCCGUGUUGACAAGAUUUUUGACGCAGACAUGCUGCAUACACUAGGCGAUGGGCUUGGCGAGAUCCUCCAUGUCGUGGAUCGCGAUGAGUGGCGAGCGCUUACGGAUGUGGAACGGUGCGCACUCGGCAUUUUCCACCGAAAUCUUGGCGAGGACAUGUACAUCCCGUUUGAUGCGCUGCCUUCGGCUGCUGAAGGGUGGAAAGACGGGCUACAUUUUGCUGAAGAGCUCCACGAUUGGACGAUCGACUACGAGGCGAAGGUCGCGAAGCUCACGUCGACGAAUGACCAGUACGUCAGGGUCUACGUUGACUCUGCGUUCUUGUCGCUACCGGCCUUUGUCCGAAUGACGGUGAGGAAGAUACUAGGUUUCGACCUGGACGACGUGAUGAGGACGAGUCUCGGACUCGAAGCCCCUGGAAAAAUCCUCCGAACGACUCUAGUUCUCGUUCGAGAAGCCCGCAAAGCAAUGCUUCGGUACCUCGCUCUCCCCCGCCCGUCAUGCCUCGCUGUAAACAUCGUGCAGGAGAAACUAAACCCCAAAACGGGGACGUACAAUUUCGAGCAAUUCGGCCUUCAACCAUGGUACAUGAAGCCCACACUAUGGUCUGUUUGGGGUCCUUCGGCUUUGCUCCUCCGCGCGCUGGGGGCAAGGCCGCCCGGCUACCGCGGCGAUCGAUUCAAGCCGCAAGGCUACGAUCUGAGGCGCAUCGGCCCGGAACCCCAGUUCGGCAAGGGACUGGAGGACAUGGAGGUCGAUAUGCAGGAAAUGAUGGCGAGGAGGACAGCUUGCCCUUUCUCGCAGAGGAAGGCUACUCCCAAGUCUGCUUCACUGGAAGCUUCCACUUUCACAUGCAACUCGCAUCUUCCCUGCAAAAUCCAGAGCACCAAGGAGACAGAGAACACCAAGAGUGGUAUCGCACCGAUGCUCCAUCUCCCUCCCCGUCUUCGACACCGUGUCUACCUGCACACUGAAUUGCUUGCACGAUAUGAAGAUGGGAAUUAUGCCGUGCUUAAUUUGGACGGAGGCACUCAAGUGCCUUCGAGAUUCGGCUAUUUCCCUGAAGAGAAGUUCGGCCUCCUCCUUUCCUGCCGGACGAUAUACGCGGAGGCAUCUGCCCUGCUUUACCGCCAUAACAGAUUUAUCAUCCGGUACUGGGAGAAGCGAUCCCUGGCACCUCUCCGGAAUUUAACACCGUCAUCGAUUUCCAACCUUACAUACCUCAAGAUCGUCCUAAACCAAGCCUCGUGCCACCACAAGGGCCCUAAGGUGUGGCAUGAAGACAGCAUGGAUAUUUGCGACGAUGAGCGAGUCCGCAAUAUAGGCGACGGGGAUGGAGACCAUCGAGUCCCUGAUCCUAAAUCAUGCAACGCUCCCCUUGAAGUCGGUCAGCCGGAAGCGAAGGCUUUGUAUGCCGAGUGGCAUUCCACCGUGGAGUACCUGUCAUCCUACAUCACCCCUGAAAGCCUCGAGCUGAGUGUGGUCUGCGACGUGCACCACGGCGACGUAGAGGCAGCUAUGCGCGCAGUCGAGCCGAUGGGCCUCUUGCCGGCUUUGAGAAAUUGCCAUGUCCGACUGUCCAGGAAGUUCACACCUCAGCUCUACCAGAUCGCACAGGAUACAGUGCUCCAAGCGCGUCGCAUUUCCAAGCCACCACUCCCAGCAAGCCUCCCAGGCGCAACAGCACUGGUGCAGCCUGAGAAAGCCCCCCUCUCCGAGCUCCAGGUGGAGAGUCGUCUCCUCGCCCUGCCCCGCGAGCUGCGCUUCCGCAUUUUGGAAUAUACAGACCUCAUCACACCAUGGAAAGAAGUCGAUUGGAGCCGCUACCCAAGCAACAGGGCCAAGUACAUGGCUCUUCACCCAGUCUGCUUGAAUACGGAAGGGAUGCCAUGCAGGCCAAGGAUGCACCACGGCUGCCGUUUCUUCAACUGCUGGGCGGCCACUGAGCAGCAGCAGCGGUCGACUGUGGGGUGCUUUUGCCGCGUCAGGCACUCUGCUGCCUCGUCGACUUGUAUCUGUUGGACGCCGCCGUCCGCCUUGUUCCUGGUUUGUCACGCCCUGUUCAAUGACGCUCAUGUGGUCUUUUUCUCUGGUAAUCGCUUUGUUGUGCAUGACUACCAGGGUGACAUCCCUUACAAGACGCCUGAAUCUCCUGCGCCAAUACACCGAGAUGUAGGUGAGGGCAGAAGUGCAACUUCCAAGUAUCAUUCUGAUCGGCUCGCCGCAAGCGUAUUCUUACGCGAAGUCGUACCGCCUCAGAUGCUCCAGGAGAUUCAUUUUUUGGAGCUGGUGUUCCCGCCCUACAGCCACAUAGGUUGGCCUGAGGAGGGCCACCCCGCGUUGGCUGACUGGGCCGAGACACUCCGCUGGGCCAGGAAGAAGAUGAACCUUCGCGGCCUGACGCUGCGUCUCGUCAUGGCAGAUUCACCCAAUGGGUCGUCCGCGCCGCCUGGCCGAGGGAGCAUCACCGCCGACCAGGUAGAAGAGAUUUUGUCGGCAUACCGCCGUAUCAUAUCGCCUCUUGCAGUCUUAGCUCAAUCCAAAGUCGGUGAUGAGAAUGGUGGGGAUGAAAAUGAGCUCCGCAAGUUUCACGCCCGUAUCGCGUGGCCAUGGGCCUGGAACUUUGAUUACAAGGCAAAGAUUGACGAGUACGGCUGGACAGGGUUGGAAGACUACCUGGGGGAAAGGCGCCAAUUGCUGAUAGAGGAGGCUGAACGGUCAGUCAUGGGAUACCGAUACCAAGAGUUCCAUGAUGGAGGCAGAGGACAUCAAUGGAUCAGCGUCUGGGAGGAAAAGUUUUACUGUGGCUUUUGA